CAAGUUUCCUUUUCUGCGCGCGAUGGUUCAACAUCAUCGCACGAGACACGGACAUGCUCCGUUCUGGACAUCGUCUUCCAAAGCCUGGCGUGCAAAAUGAGCGUGCACGGCCUCGAGAUCCGACGGGCAGUCAGGUGAAACCUCGCCGGGCACUAGACAACGCAUAGGACCGGGCCUCGGGAUCAGGUGCUAGUUGAUACGGACAGAAGGCCCAUCGAUGGACGCAGGCACUGUAGCAGAAGCAGCAGAACCAGUUCGUUUCAGGGCUGGAUAGGGUAAAACGAGACCUCUUCUCAAAAUGUCGUAGGCUGCGUGACGCCGCCGUGAUGGACUAUAAUGAAAGAUGAGAUGGAUGUCGGCAUCGACAAAAAUGAAAUCGGCACUUGGCAAGACACAGGUCGAAGGGGAGCAAAUCACGAGCGUGCCUCGUUGCACGCUCGACGCGCUUCUAGCGUAGGGCUCCACCGGAAGGCGUGUGGGCCAAGCAGCCGGAUUCUCUAUCCGCCGAUGCCAGGCCGUGACUCGACCACACCCGUGACCGAGAGCACGUCACGGUGUUUACGCGGUGUUUACGCGUUCUGUAAACCGGCACACCACGGCCACUUGUUCGUCGCGAAAACCCGAUGCCGGGCCCGUCCAACUCCAGGCGAAAGGGGAAAAGAAACCCGAGGGUGCAUGCGAAACCGCGCCUGUCGCUAGAAAGCACCUCCUCCGCCACGACCAGCGACUCUCAACUCGAGGUCCGAACGCCAUCCCCCGUCGAACCGCUCGUGCACGACCGGGAGCCUGUCUUCCACAUGGAUGGCAACGAGGAGCAUGUCUUCGCGCCCUCGCUUCUUCCCCAAAAGCCCUUCAUACAUGACCCCGGCAACGGCCAUCGCGUCCGCGACACCCGCGCGUUCUUGACGUCCUUCUUCGCGCAACCGCCUGCCUGGGACGACCCAUUAUGUGCCGAGUUCGCGCAGGACGAGAUUCUCGAGAUGUUGUGCACCGUGCUACCGGAAGAGACCGCGUUGAUCUUGUGGUAUAACAAGAGCAGGUCCACCAGUCGGAUAUGCCCCGCUUGCCAACGACUAUACCGUCUGGGAGACAUCUUACCCGGCCACACGGACUCGGAUGUCGAGGAAGACCCAUCGGAACAACCUCCGUUACCCCAGCUCGAACGCGAGCAGGAGAUUAGUGGGCUUUGCUCCACUGUUUGUUUCGUUCUCGCCUCGUAUAAUUAUCCCGGGGCCAUAAAGUCAGCAUGGGGCCACCUCGCAGAAGACAUGGACGAGGGAGCGUGGACGCUCUUGAACAGCGCAGGAAAGGGAGCCGUCGACUCGCAGGUCAGCUUGGGGCUCGGCAUGCUCGUGCGCAUGACCCGGUUGCAAGACCUCGGACUGGCGCAGUUGUGUGUCCCCGAGAUGGAAUUUGAUGACGACGACGAUAUGACAGCGAUGAACCACGUAUAACGGACGCGUAAUAUUGCAUUGCAUUACUUGUAUAUCUUGCCCACCGCAUCUUCAACCAAGAACUUGGUAUACAACCUGUGCAGGAAAGCGAUCGGCUCCGGCAUCUUCGCGUCACUCUUGCCCUCGCCCUGGAAGAACACACACGUGAACUCGAAUUCAGCCACGCCCUCGUCCGGCUUCACGGUCGCGGUGAGCUCGAUGAUCCCAUCCGUGGUGCGGACGCCGUGAAUGCGUGGAGAGUCACCACAGCGUAAGCCUAUGGAGUUUGGUUCGCGCCAGAGUAUCUCGAAGUGGUCUGUGAUAUGUUGGCCGACUGGAUAGGUCGACUCGGAGAGUU
Mycena citricolor is the source of this 1791-nucleotide messenger RNA. NCBI's taxonomy places the organism in Eukaryota, Fungi, Basidiomycota, Agaricomycetes, Agaricales, Mycenaceae. The record is from the annotation of a GenBank genome assembly.